AUGGUCGGUCGCACCCUGAUAUGCACAGCUUGUCGAGCAAGCCUCCGCGGGGUUGUUCGCCUCCAGCCGAAACGAUCACAUGCCACCAAAACAUUUGAACCCCCGGUGAUGAAAAGGCUCACCGAUGUAAACUCAGUCUACGCACCCAAGAAAUUCGACGAUCUAGAGUCAACCGACCUGGCAGCGUACUGGGACACGAUUCCUCCCAGCAAUGAAGACCUUGAAUACGCCGAUAAGAUCUUCAAGCGGUCGCGCCACUCCCCCGUCAAGCUCUUCUCUGCGGCCAAAUUUCGCACGAUUCCCUUUGACUCCAACGAGCCGGAAGUCGCGUUCAUAGGGCGGUCUAAUGUUGGCAAAAGCUCGAUAAUCAAUGCGCUUACCGAAUCAGAAAUAUGCUACACAUCCAAGCAACCGGGAAAGACAACGGAGAUGAACGCUUUUGGGAUUGGAGGUACAAAGGGAGGAGAGUCCAAGAUUGUGCUACUUGAUAUGCCUGGAUAUGGAAAAUCCAGUCGCAGGGAAUGGGGUGUUGAAAUCAUGAAAUAUCUACAACAAAGAAAACAACUUCGACGAACAUAUCUUCUCAUUGACUCUCUACACGGUCUCAAAGACACCGACAAGGAAAUUCUAUCCUUAUUCCGCCAAUACGGCAUCUCCCACCAGAUCAUCCUAUCCAAACUCGACCGAAUUCUUGUCUCAAAACUCAACAAGGGAAUCAAAGAGUUCACCCAUGGAAAGCGCGAGAUCAGACGCAGCAAACUCAAGAAUCUCAAGAAGGUAAUGGAAGAACUGAGACCAAUUAUCCAGCCGAUUGGUGCUGCUGCGGGUCCCGGAAGCCUGGGCGAGAUGCUCGGCUGCACCACACUCGCAAAGCUUUCUCCUCCGAGCCGGAAUUGUCUGGGUAUCAGUGCUAUCCGUUGGUCGAUUCUUCAGGCUACCGGGCUUGCUGGCGGUUUCAAGCCUGAAAUAGUCCAAAGCCCCUCAUCUCCCCAGGAGCCUGCCAAUAAUACCAUUACACCGACAUUUACAUUCGACGAUAAAAUGUAA
Talaromyces rugulosus is the source of this 1047-nucleotide messenger RNA. RefSeq lists its product as uncharacterized. The transcript is spliced from 2 exons. NCBI's taxonomy places the organism in Eukaryota, Fungi, Ascomycota, Eurotiomycetes, Eurotiales, Trichocomaceae. Gene Ontology annotation, molecular function: GTP binding. The record is from RefSeq and is a predicted model, not a curated record. The coding region runs from base 1 to 1047 and encodes 348 amino acids. Gene Ontology annotation, cellular component: mitochondrion.